Molecule: messenger RNA, 1175 nt
Organism: Lagenorhynchus albirostris (white-beaked dolphin)
Lineage: Eukaryota; Metazoa; Chordata; Mammalia; Artiodactyla; Delphinidae
Gene: DIABLO
Product: diablo IAP-binding mitochondrial protein
Exons: 6
Coding region: 47-760 (237 amino acids)
Biological process (GO): neuron apoptotic process; intrinsic apoptotic signaling pathway in response to oxidative stress
Cellular component (GO): mitochondrion
Source: RefSeq, a predicted model, not a curated record
GUGGCGUCACUUCCGGCGUUUGCGUGUGGGGGCCGUCAGACGCGGAAUGGCGGCUCUACGGAGUUGGCUGUCGCGGAGCGUAGCCUUCUUCUACAGGUACAAACGGUGCGUGGCAGUCGCGGCUGACUGUGAGAAGCGCCGUUUCUCGGGAUUGAUAAGGCCAUGGCACAAAAGUGUGGCUGCUGGAUUUGGGGUAACCCUGUGUGCAGUUCCUAUUGCCCAGAAACCGGAGCCUCAUUCUCUUAGUAAUGAUGCAUUAACGAGGAGGGCUGUGUCUUUGGUAACAGAUAGCACCUCUACCUUUCUCUCUCAGACCACAUAUGCAUUGAUUGAAGCAAUCACUGAAUAUACUAAGGCUGUUUAUACCUUAAGUUCUCUGUAUCGACAAUACACAAGUUUACUUGGGAAAAUGAAUUCACAGGAGGAAGACGCAGUGUGGCAGGUGAUCAUAGGAGCCAGAGUUGAGAUGACUUCAAAACAGCAAGAGUACUUGAAGUUGGAAACCACCUGGAUGACUGCAGUUAGUCUCUCAGAGAUGGCAGCAGAAGCUGCAUACCAAACCGGAGCGGACCAGGCCUCUGUAACUGCCAGGAGUCAUAUCCAGCUGGUGAGAUCGCAGGUGCAGGAGGUGCGCCAGCUUUCCCAGAAAGCAGAAACCAAGUUGGCAGAAGCACAGACAGAAGAACUCCGACAGAAAACACAGGAGGAAGGGGAUGAGAGGGCUGAGCCGGAGCAGGAGGCCUACCUGCGUGAGGAUUGAGGGCCUGAGCUGCUGCCCACGUCUGCCCACUCGGCCUGGGGAAAGCAAGGGCAGACACCAUCCAGCCCCAGGUCAGCACAGCUUUCUCUGCGCACAGAGGCAUGGCAGGCAGGUCCUGCCCUGGCCCAUCAGACCAGAGGUCAUUGUGAGCUGUGAGUGCCUGACCCCUAUCUCCACAGUCUCAGGCUUCUACUGGACCUGGUUCUUAGCCCUGCAGGGCACACUGCACCCCGUUUAACAUUUCACCCUGCUCAGCAGAGCUGCCCUCUCACCCAUCGAUCUUUUUACCUCCCACCCAGAGCAUCUCACCAACCUGGCCAGAGAGAAGGGGCCUUCUCUGUCAUGUCCACUAGUAGCUGUUAAAUCUCGGUUUCCCAUCUAACAUUUUCAAAUAUGACUUAGUAUUUGCUCCCUC